CCAAAUGGAAACACCUUGACUUAUCUUCCAACUCUUUAACUUUGAAAACAAAUAUCACAUGGGUUCCUCAUUUUCAACUCCAAUAUAUCAAUUUGAGAUCUUGGCUUCAAACACAGUCAAGGAGAGACAUGAUUAUAUAUGUAUAGUUAGAUCAAUGUGAGUCAUUCAGUCAUUGCUUAUAAUAUAACUAUUAAUCACUUUGAAUUCUCAAUAUGAUGAUUGUAAUGCUUCUGCUCUUGCUAGCCAGUACUACUAGUCAUGUUGUUUUGGGUAGUUCUACGCAUGCAUAUGUGGUUUCUCAUCAAGUUCAAAACUACUGUAUCGAAACAGAGAGACAAGCUCUUCUCACCUUCAAACGAGGCCUUAUGUAUACGUAUGGUGAUCGUGAUGAGGUCCUACCAUCUUGGACAAGCAACAACAAAGAUUGUUGCACAUGGAAAGGAAUCAGGGAAUUCUAUAACUGGAAAUAUUCCUUUAGAACUUGGAAACCUCACCAACUUACGUAUUCUUGACCUUAGUCAGUAUAGUAGUCGUUUGACUGCUAAUAGUUUCAAAUGGCUUUCUCAUCUCUCUUAUCUAAGAAUCUUUAAACUGGGUGAUACAAACUUCAGCAAAGCCAAAGACUGGUUUCAUUCAUUUAAAACAGCUCCCUCCUUAUCAACCUUAGAGCUAUCUUAUUGUCAAUUUCCAGAGCUAGAUGAUUCCUCUUUUUCUCAUAUCACAAACUCUACCAAUUCUAUCACAACUCUCGAUGUCUAUGGUAGUACAUUUGGCUCUACAACAGUUUCUCGCUUGCUUAAUUUGAGCAAUAAUCUUGUUGAUCUCUCUCUGUAUGAUAAUAAUUUCAAUAUCGAAGGCAGUCAUCUUUCAGAUUCUUUUGACAAUUUGAAAUAUCUAAGGCAUUUAUAUUUGAGUGGAUUUGAUGGGGAAGUGCCGAAAUCUAUAGGAAGUCUUUGUAGGCUUCAACAAUUAGUUUUGUUUCGUAAUGAAUUCAAUUCCACCAUCAUUGAUAUCUUGGAAAGCCUCCUUGAUUGCAAUAACAACUCGUUAGAAAUUCUUAAUUUGUCUGGGAAUAGACUAAUUGGACCACUGCCUAGAGAUUUGUCAAGAUUUUCGUACUUGAGAGAGUUGGUUGUGUCAUACAAUAAUUUCAGUGAUACUUUACCAGAGAGUAUCGGCAAGCUGUCUAGUCUUGAGUUAUUAGACAUUUUCGGGAAUUCUUUCACGGGAGUUGUCUCUGAAGCACACCUUGGGAAACUCUCCAAAUUGAAACACCUUGACUUAUCUUCCAACUCUUUAACUUUGAAAACGAAUAUCACAUGGGUUCCUCCUUUUCAACUCCAACAUAUCAAUUUGAGAUCUUGCAUGAUAGGACCACAAUUUCCUUCUUCGCUUCAGACACAGUCAAAUAUUUCACAUAUUGAUUUAUCUAGUUCUGGAAUAUCUGAUGUCAUUCCUGAUCAAUGGUUUUUCAAUCUAACUUCCAAUUUAGAAUAUUUGAAUUUAUCUUUCAAUCUUAUCAACAGCACCUUGCCAGACAUUCUAUUGGAAUCUAAUAAGUUUGCUUCUGUGGAUUUAAGCUCCAACCAAUUCCAUGGCCAUGUCCCUUUAAAUUCUCUUUUCAAAGCGAAUGAGUUGAAUCUUUCUAAUAACACUCUCAUAGAAUUUGACCCUCUCUUUUGCACUUCAUUUAAUGGGACAGUGCGGAUUCUAGAUCUUUCUAAUAACCAAAUAUUUGGAAGCCUUCCAGAUUGUUGGUUUCGUCUACAAAAUUUGGAAAUUCUCUAUUUGAACAAUAAUAGAUUGUCUGGAGUGAUCCCGAACUCAAUUGCUUCUCUUUAUCAAAUUCAAACACUUAUUUUGAGAAAUAAUAACUUGUCGGGAACUUUACCAUCAUCGAUGAUGAAUUGCACUCAUUUGGUAUUUCUUGAUGUUGGAGAGAACAACUUAAUUGGAAGGAACUAUACCAAUGUGGAUUGGGGAAACACUAACAAAUUUGGUUAUCUUGCAUCUCAAGUCUAAUCAUUUUCAUGGAACAAUUCCAUCGAGUCUAUGCCAUCUUCAACGAAUUCGGAUAUUAGACAUUUCCCGAAACAAUAUAUAUGGAGCUAUACCAUCAUGUAUAAAUAACUUCACUUCUAUGAUAAUUAAUGAAGAUAACGGUUUAGAAAAAAUUCUUCAAAUUACAAUAUUAUGGCAAAGUGACUCCAGUAGUAUUACAUGGUACUAUGACAUGAAGGCAUUGGUAACUUGGAAAGGAAAGGAGUAUGAAUAUGAAGAUAUUUUGGGUUUGUUGAGAGUGAUUGACUUUUCAAGUAAUAGAUUGACUGGAGAGAUUCCUAGGAAGCUGACAAAUCUUUUGGGACUAGUUCAAUUGAACUUGUCAUGGAAUAAUUUGAAUGGAGCCAUGCCUCAGAAAAUUGGGAAUUUGAGCAAACUAGAAUCACUAGAUCUGUCUCAUAACAAUUUUACAGGAAACAUUCCUAUUGGCUUGGGAGAAUUAUCAUUCUUGGCAUAUUUCAACUUGUCAUAUAAUCAUUUGUCAGGAAGAAUCCCCACAAGUACUCAAUUACAAAGCUUUAAUGCUUCUUCAUAUGUUGAAAAUGAUGGAUUAUGUGGAGCUCCUCUAUCUGAAUGCCCUGGUGAUCAUAUAGCUUUCAAGGAUAAUCCUCAUUCAGACUUAGAUCAAGAACGAUUGGACAUGUCAUGGUUUUACAUUGGACUUGAAGUUGGAUUUGCUUUUGGUUUUAUUGGAGUUUGUGGAGCUUUCUGCCGAAACUACUCAUUCUUAUUGGAGACUUGCCUAUCUUCGAGGUGCUUAAAUACAUUUGGAGAUUGGCUUUAUGUGAUGAUUAGCAUUAGAAUUUCUAAAUUGAAGAGAUUCCUUCAAAGCUAAAAGGUUAGUAUUUCUGUUUUACUAAAUUUGUUAAUAAUGAUUGUUGUUUCUCUAAAUUACUAGUUAAAUCUUUUCAGCCAAUAAAAAUUGAUACUUAUACCAACAUAUUUAGAUAGUAUUUUUGUUUUACUAAAUUUGUUUAUAAUGAUUGUUGUUUCUCUAAAUUACUAGUUAAAUCUUUUCUGCCAAUAAAAAUUGAUACUUAUGACAACAUAUUUAGAUACUUCAUAUGGAGAUCAAGUCUUGGAAAUCUGUGGUGCUAUCUAUAUACUUUUGUUGAAUGAGAGGGCUGAAGAAGAGAAGAAUGAAGAUGAAGUGUACUUGUUCACAAAAUAUAUAGUUACAUAUUUAUAUAAAUUUGUUGGUAUUGAUUGUUUUCAGCUAGUAUAAUUUAAUUUACAGCACUAUUUUAACUUGUAUUUCUGUUUUUCUUGAGUGAAAGAUACAUUUAUGGUCAAAUAUGUUAUAUAAAAGAAAUAAUUAAAUAUACCAU
Messenger RNA from Humulus lupulus (European hop), 3389 nucleotides. Its product is annotated as receptor-like protein EIX2. The record is from RefSeq and is a predicted model, not a curated record. Gene Ontology annotation, molecular function: protein binding. Lineage: Eukaryota; Viridiplantae; Streptophyta; Magnoliopsida; Rosales; Cannabaceae. The transcript is spliced from 2 exons. Bases 259 to 2022 code for a protein of 587 amino acids.